ACUGUUUUGGAAACAGAUGUCACAGAUGCUUUACCCUGAGCUCUAGAGGAAAUCUUUUAUUUACCUACUCUUUACCGAUGUAUUGUUGGAAGAAUGACGUCAGAUUUAACGUUAAACUUCGAAGAUCACCUAGAUCAUCCCACAAUAAUGAACGACGUUGCUGAUACGGGGAAUAUUUGCAUUGACCAGGAUGGUGAAUGGGACAUCAGCCUGUUUGAUGAGCUCGAGGACCUUGGGGAUGCAGAUGCCCUUCUUCAGGCUCUCGAGGGGGUUGACUGCGGCGGUGAGGUGGCCGAUCUGGACUUCGACAUGGAUCUGUCCCCCUGGAGCCCCGACACCAGCGGAGACGGCAGCAGCACCUGCACAGAUGGUGACAUGACUGGCGUGGCUCUCUCUCCAGCACACACCCUCAGCUCUGCGCACUCCCCCUCCUCUGUCGAGGCCCACUCCCCUUACUCCCUACCGGAUGAGGCGUUCUCUCCUCAGGCUCAGGCCUCUCCACUCUCCGUCUGCUCAGACUCCAGCGGCUUCUCCGAGCUGCCGCCGGAAAGACCACCACCCAAGAGGACCAAUCAGACGCCACGAGCCAAGCCAGUGAAGAGGCCCAUCCAGGUGAGCCCCAGGGUGUCCAUCCAGCCCAGGCCCACGCCAGUGCUCACGGCACUGCCCCUGCCCACUGCGGGCACCCCUCUGCAACCUAAGACCACCAUCAUCCUGCAGUCCCUCGCACCCAUGCAGCCCCUGGCACCUCUGCAGCCUGUCCUGCCCACUGUGGUCAAGCCCACCAGAGUGGCCAUCCAACCAGCGCCACCAGCAGGUCGUCCCGUGAUAUUGCCCCAGCCCGCUCAGGUGCUGCAGAUCCAUACAGCGCCGUCCAUCCAGACCAGAGUGGUUACCAUGCCAACGCUAGCUCCGGAGCCACGCUUACCUGCCGCCGUAGCCCCGCCUCUGGUCUCCAUGACGAUGCCGAGCCCCUCCCCUGCCCCCAGCUCCAACCAGGGCUCAGACGAUGACUCCAAUGCGUCGCGGCGUCAGCAGCGCAUGAUAAAGAACCGCGAGUCGGCGUGUCUGUCGCGUAAGAAGAAGAAGGAGUACCUGCUGACGCUGGAGGCCCGCCUCAAGGUGGCGCUGUCGGAAAACGCCCAUCUGAAGAACGAGAACGGGACGCUCAAGCAGCAGCUACAGGGCCUUGUCUCAGAGAACACAGUACUCAAAGCCACUGCUCCCAAGAGGCGGGCCGUGUGUCUCAUGGUGUUGGUCGUCUUCCUCGUUUUCAACAUUGGACCAAUGAGUUUGACUGACUCUGAUGGCUCCAAGAUUCUGCGAAGUGCUGCCGCUGGAAGACAUCUUCUGGAGUUUGAUCCAGACACACAAGCACCUGAAGAGGCAACGCUGACCAGCAGCUUGGAGGACUCCAUUUCUGAGGAGAAGGGUCUGAUGGUGGUGAAGAAGGCUCCCCUCAUCAUCCCCGGUCCAGCCGCCUGCCAGCCGCCCGUCAACAGGACCAAGUGCAUCAAGCUGGCCCAUGAGUUGAGAGGAUGGGUCCACAGGCACGAGGUGCAGCGCACCAAGAGCAGACGCCAGAUCAACACAGACACCAAGAGCAGGACCAUACUGGAGAAGGAGAAUGGCAGUAAGGAUGAAGUGACCCAGAUUCUGCCGGUCCAGUACACAGACUCAGCAGAGCAGACGUCUGGCAAUGAGUUGCAGGUGUACUACGCGCCUCACCGCACCUACAACGAGUUCUUCGACGAGAUCAACCGAAGAGGAGACACCUUCUAUGUGGUGUCCUUCCGCAGGGAUCAUCUGCUUCUUCCCGCCACCAACCACCAUAAGGGGAGGAGGCCCAAGAUGUCUGUGGUGCUGCCAGCUAUGAACAUCAAUGACAGCGUCAUAAAGGACCAGGACUACGAGGUGAUGAUGCAGAUCGACUGUGAGGUGAUGGACACGCGCAUCCUGCACGUCAAGAGCUCAAGCAUCCCGCCCUUCCUCAGAGCCAAUCAGACGACUGGAGACACUGUCUACCACGCCAAUCCGGCCAAUGGCACACCCACACCCACCACCAUGGGAGUUCUGGUUGGCGCAGCGUAGCAGUCCAUCACGCCCAACUACCAAUCCACUACUACUGCAAUCCACUAGACUACACACAAAUUUAUAUCCAUGAAGAAUAUGUAAUAUAAAUCAUAUAUACAUGUAUGAUAUGGAUAUUAUUUUGCCCUCCCACAUAAAGCAAACGUGCACUAUACUAUAGUGCAAUCCACUUUCUGAUGCAACUUUUAAACAUUGUCUUUUUAACAAAACUUUAUUUUGUGAAUGGGGUAUGUAUUUGUGUCUUGCUUUCUUUCUACACUUUUUGUUUUGGGGUCAAAUUUCUUUGUUUUCCCUGAAUACCUACGUUGUGGGUCGCAGCUGAAGGAUGUCGGUCUGUUGAUAACAUGGAGUGACUUUGAGAGGUGAGGAUGGUGUGGGUGAUUACUUUACAUGGCGGCCCCUAGUGUGUGUUUAAGCAGUGGGUGUUCCACAUUUUCUUGGUGGGGGGGGGGACCCCUAAUGCACACUCCAUCAUCAUUCCUCUGCAUUCCAAUUGCUCAACCUGCAUUUUUGUCUGCCUCUGAAUGGAUGGAUGGUGAUGGUGAUGGUGAUGGAGGCGAGCAAGCACGAUAGGAUGCUGGAGGGUUGAUGGGCAGGGCUGGACUGGGCUGGACUGGUCAUCUGGCAUAGCGGGCAUUUCCCGAUGGGCCCCACACCCCUGUGGGCCCCUAUUUUCAGAAAUGUUUUUUAAAAGAAAAUAAAAAUAGUAGCCCACGAGGAUGCAGGGCCCACCGGUGAGUCAGUUCUGGGCCGCUAAUUAUGGGGGGCCCCUUUAAGUGCCCGGGCCCUAUCUCCCCCCCUGUCCAGCGCUGGGGAUGGGGAGAUGCAGGGUGGGUGUGGGAUGUUUUCCAUCCUAGACUGUAGAUACCAGGCCCCACCAGACCAGAGAAGCUGUCCAACCUCCACCAUCAGGGUAGUUGGUGAGUGAUGGGAGGGAGGAAGUGUGGAGUGAACUGUGACACAUGUUCACCACCACCCCAGUCUCUCCCCACCCCAGAUUCCCCAUCCCCCCGUCAUAUCUCUACAUACUUCCAAUUCCAUUACCAGCUGCCAUUUUGAAUUCUUUAAAGCCAGAGUAUGUAAUAUUAGCCGUUCAUUUUCCAAAUGUAUGCUGCCCAUUUGAUCUUUUCGUGAAUAUUUACUAAUAUUUACGUGUUUUGCAGCGAAAUAUAUCUAUUACUGGAAAUUCGAUAUGGCCGACAUGAAGAAGAUCCACCUUUUCAUAAAAACAUGUAAUUUUUGUAGUCAUAAUGAAUACUUACAAAAUGUAGGUGGUGGAGAAUAUCCAUGAAAAAUACACUGUUAUAUCAUUUGUGAAUGGGCAGCGUAAAUUACAUUUCUACCUUUAAGGAGGGCAGUUUGCAGACCUGCAGAGUGAAAGUUUAAGGCCAGUGGGGCAUCGUUUUCUGUAAUUUGUGGAUUUCCUCUAUUCUGCUUUCAGUCUCAGGUGAACUAAGGAUGUUACUUUGUCCCGGAUAGUCUAAGCCACUUUUGCUGUUAUUUGCUAUUAUUUGUUCUUAUGUUGUUUGUGCCGGUUGUACUUGAUUAACUUGUGACAUUUUUUUAAAAUACAAAUGUUUUUGUUUGUAUUGCUGUUGGUUUUUGUUUGUUUGCACUGGGUUUGCUUUGCUUGGACAAGAAAAUCCUUCAAAGAAGAAAUGUAAUUUAUGAAGUUUUAUUAGUGUCUUUGAAGUAGAGGAAGCAUAUAUAUACGGUAUAUAUAUAUACGUAAAAAUAACGCUUCUACAAUGCCAGUUCAGAACCUCCCAAUCAGCCUUUGCCUUACUCCCAUGGGCUUGUUAGACUAAUUUGAACUUUUGCACCACUGGAAUUUUUAUUUGAUAUCUCUGUUGUGAAGUUUUUCCCUUGGACAAAUUGCCCCCCUUGUGCGAGAGGAAGAGCAAGUGCUUGAGGGCAUUUGGCCAGGCACCACUUAACACACACACACACACACACACACACACACACACACACACACACACACACACACACACGUGGGUUAUGGCCUGGCAUGAAUCAGUGGGGAUUGGGGAGCCCCAGCUGGAGCAGGUGAACAGGGUUGAUGAGAGUCCAGCACUCUCACCUCACCGCCUCAGUUCACCCUCCAGCUCCAUUCAAAUAAAUACAUGAAAAAUAGAGAAAUAGAAUGGCUUGUCUUGAUGUAACAAAAGUGGAAUUUGGCAUCGGUGCACUUUCAGCUGAAGUGCACUUAAAAUGAUUUAUUGGAAAUGGGAGUACAAUUUUUUUCCCUGUGUUAACAGGUGGUGUACUAGUAAGGUUUUAAAGCAUUUUUUAUACAUUCUUUGGUUUAUUUGGGUGUUGACAUAUCCUCCAUUUUGUAGAAGUGGGUUUUGCCUAGGCUCUAGGGGGUUCACCUAUCCUAUGUGAAGUUGUUUUUUGUUUGUGCCUUUGCCUUUUGUCUCCUCCUCUGCCUCCAUUUUCGGUAGAAGAUUGUGCUCCUUGUGUUAUGAGACAAAUGUACUUUUAGUUUUGAGAUGUUAUUUGGCAUAUACAUUUUUUGGUAACACUUUACUUGACGCUGGCGUCAUACGUAUGACAUAACGGUGUCAUAACAUUGUCAUAAUGCAGUCAUGAAUGUGUCAUAAACAUUAUGUCAAUGUCAUAAACAUUGUAUGACUGUCUUUAAGUGAAAUUCGGUUCUGACAAAGACAGGCUGAACUAUGUCAACUUUUCAUGGUCAUAAAACGUUUGUUUCAUUAUUAUCGUUUAUGACUCAUUCAUGACACCAUUAUGACACUGUUAUGACACUGUUGUGUCAUACGUAUGACGCCGGCGUCAAAUAAAGUGUUACCCAUUUGUUGUGUGUAGCAAGCCUUAUUUUAUUGUGAAUGUUUCUUUGGUGGUGUUUGAUCCUCUGUCAGGGUUCCCAAAGAUGUCCCUCCCCGAAGUAAGAUAGGCAGGUCCUCAUGAACAAUACCCACAGGCUGUGUGGAUGCAUCAGAGUUACUGGCGGAAAUCAUUCUUGUGACAAGUUCAGUAGUGGUUUGUUGGCAGCAUUGUAUUGCAAUUUAACCAUUAUUGAACAUUACUUAAUAUAUUCAAGCAGGUCAUUGCUCGUCAGUGUAAGCACCAUGCUUAUUUCAAUAUGAAGUGUUUUGCUUUGGAUCACUGCAAUAAAUACAUGUACCGUACAGCACAGUGCAUAAAUUGACUGCUACUUUUCUAUGUCCAUAAAAUUGAAUUAAUAAAAAACACUGGAACUUCUCA
Engraulis encrasicolus (European anchovy) is the source of this 5319-nucleotide messenger RNA. RefSeq names its product activating transcription factor 6 (gene atf6). Bases 94 to 2091 code for a protein of 665 amino acids. The record is from RefSeq and is a predicted model, not a curated record. Gene Ontology annotation, molecular function: DNA-binding transcription factor activity, RNA polymerase II-specific; RNA polymerase II cis-regulatory region sequence-specific DNA binding. The transcript has 16 exons. Gene Ontology annotation, cellular component: nucleus. Gene Ontology annotation, biological process: regulation of transcription by RNA polymerase II; endoplasmic reticulum unfolded protein response. Lineage: Eukaryota; Metazoa; Chordata; Actinopteri; Clupeiformes; Engraulidae.